AUGUUUCAAUUUAUAAUAUUUAUUCUGUUUUCUUAUCUUUCAGGUGUUGUUUUGAAGGAUUUGAUAGAAAAGUACUUUGUCUCGCCAACACUACUUCGAGUGGUUCGAGUAGUAAAAGUGGGUCGUGUACUGCGAUUGGUGAAAGGAGCCAGAGGAAUUCGUACUCUCCUAUUUGCACUUGCCAUGUCCUUACCUGCCCUCUUCAAUAUUUGCCUCCUGCUUUUCUUAGUAAUGUUUAUCUACGCCAUUUUUGGCAUGUCUUUCUUCAUGACAGUGAAACGUCGUUUUGGUAUCACCGAAAAUUUCAACUUCGAGACAUUUGGCCAGUCUAUGAUCCUCCUUUUCCAGAUGUCCACGUCCGCUGGUUGGGACGGCGUGUUGGCUGGAAUCAUGGAUGAUACGGACUGCGAUCCCCCUGAUCCGAUAACCGAUGACCCGGGUAACUGCGGUAGCAAGGGAAUCGCGGUUGCUUAUCUCGUCACCUAUUUGAUCAUCAGCUUCCUGAUUAUCAUCAAUAUGUACAUUGCUGUCAUUUUAGAGAACUACAGCCAAGCUACAGAAGAUGUUCAAGAGGGAUUAACGGCUGACGAUUACGAUAUGUACUACGAGAUUUGGCAAAGGUAUGAUCCUGAUGGUACCCAGUUUAUUAGUUACGAAUACCUUACCGACUUUCUGGAUGCUUUGGAAGAGCCGCUGCAGAUUCCGAAGCCUAAUAAGUACAAAAUCAUUUCGAUGGACAUUGCCAUCUGUAAAGGUGAUCUUAUAUAUUGCGUGGAUAUUCUGGAUGCCCUGACGAAGGACUUCUUCGCCAGGAAAGGACACGUUAUCGAAGAGACAGCCGAAAUCGCAGACGUAGUGCCCAACAAGGACCGUGGUGGACUCGAAGCAAUCAGCAGUACGCUUUGGAGGCAACGGGAAGAAUAUUGCGCUCGUGUUAUCCAACAAGCAUGGCGGCGAUAUAAGGGCAGAAGCGGUUCAGAGCCGCAGCCCCAACAGACCGCCAUUGUAGUCGAGAGCGACGGACACGUGACCAAGAAUGGACACAAAGUCGUCAUUCACUCUAGGUCGCCGAGUGUCACUAGCCGCUCUACAGACGUGUGAUAAUUACUCAAUACGGGCAUUUGAGCAGAAUAAACAUUUCAGGCUUUCUACAGCGAACGACAAAUGGCUUGCUUUCUGAAUUCUGUGAGCUCGUGGUGAUGAACCAAAAGGGGCUGCAAGAAGCGUAUAUUUUUAUAUUAUGUAUGCAGGGGCUCAUUACCUAUCUGCUUGCAACACGUGUACUUGGUUGACUAAACCAGUGUUUUCCAUCAUUAUUUUUCUAACGAUUAGUUUACACUAAUUAUCUAUUUACACUCAAUGUAAAUACGCAAGAAUGUGUAAGGCCAUAGCAUUUGUUGCCAGAGAAAAAGUAUAUAAUUUUAUUAUUAUGUUCCCUCUCAGAAUUUUAAGUGGUAAUGUUGUUAGAAAGAUGUAGUUUAUUAAUUUCUUUUUUGAAAAUAUUUGAAAUGAGGAAGCUUAAAUCUUUUAAAACUUUAGCAAAACCACUCAGAUUAAUUCAUUAUGGCACGGGAAAGUUAAGAAAUAUUUCUGACUUGUAGGAACGCCGAUUCUGAAAGUGCUUCGUUUGCGGCGUCAAAUAAAUAAUGCUUUUGGCCAGAGUCAGUUUUAAAGCUUCCAAAUCAUAACAUUGUUUGGUUUCUCCUGUUUUAAAGGAGACAUAAUAACGCUUGUACGACCGCAGACCAGUGGGUUGCGAAUGGUGUCUGCUCAGUCGCACAAGAAAGACGUGUUUACGUUGCAGAAAAUUGCUUGUUGAAUGAUUCGUUUUGAGUUGAAAGUAGCUUGUUAUUAGAUAGAGUUUUAUUAUAAAUAAGAACUUGCGUUGAAUAGACACGGUUAGUUAGCAAAACAAAGUGUAGGCUAUUUUUUUAAUUUGUUACCUACUGCACACUCAAGUUUAGUGGAGAUUUAAGCCCGUGCGCUUGUCCCGAGUGAGUGAAGGUAUAUAUGCAGCAGGAAUUCAACGAAGAUUCUAAAGAGUGUUAUAUAAAUUUUUGACAGGACAAUGGCACAGCACAAAGAACAUCCGUGUUGAAGUUAAGUAUACAUACAUAUAUAUCAAAGUCACAAGUAUAUAUGUAUAUAUAUGAUAAAAAAACGGAUUCUUUUAGUGAUAAAGCCGUCGUUAUAGGGUUCCUCAGCAGUUCUCUUUGAUGCUUCGCUCCCUUGAAGCGAAGCAGUAGCCUUUUUAGCCUACAGAGGAAUACCUGGACAGCACUUUGUCGCUGACAUGUGUUUCGAAUAAUUGUAAAAAUCAAACAAAAAAUAUAAAUGAAUAAAAUCAGAUUUCAUAACAAACUUGGAUAGGGGAAGAAAUGCCAACAUUUUCUCAUGUCCUUAUCUAUCUUUGCACAUAGUAACUUUAGGUGUCUAACACUCCAAGCUCAGUUUAUUACCCUUCCCCUAAAAUAAUAACAAAAAAGAGAGAAAAAAAACAACAGAAUGGUGAAGAUGUAGAUAAAGAUGAAGAAGUGUGACUUAGGUCACAGCCUUUUCCGUCAGCCACUGAAGAGCUGUCCCGCUCUUUUCUGAGGUUUCAUUUUAUCAUGUGCCUUCUGCGUUGUUAUUGCUGUCCCAAAACAGCAAGAUCUAGCGUCAUAUGAAACUAACUCAGUAAACGUUUCGGACUUGCUUCACUUUAGCUUCUUUCCAGCCCCGAUUCCGGCACAUCCAAAUAUAAUAUAUUCAUUUCUAUAGAAAGUCCAAUAUAAAUGAGAAAUAUAAAUAUAUAAAUAUAUAUAUAUAUAUAUAUAUAUAUAUAUAUAUACACAUAUUAUACAUAUAAAUACAAAUAUACAUAUAUAUAUGAAGAAAGCAGCUCGUGCUCAUGUAUAUAUGAAAAUAUGUAAUACAUUCUAUAUAUACAUGUCCACGCGAAAAAAUUUCGUUUCAUGAGCUUAGACGUCUUAUGCCCCGACUCGAAGCUCUUGUUAAUAUUUAAAAAACGAAAAAGCAAUGAAAUUCGAAAGCACGUCGCUUUUAGUACGGAAGUUCCGAAACAGUUUUAAUUUCUUCCAUCGCAGUGAAGAAUCACUAAGUAUAGUUACUAAGUACCUAUUUUCGGUGCUGAUGAACUUGAUUUGUAAGCAUCCGUUUCAAGGCCACUCCAUAUUCAAAAACCUUUUUGUUUGUUUACUUAUUUCGGGCUUUUCGUUACAUUGCAUUUUUUCUCCAUUGAGAAAAGAAAAUAACUUGACAAACAAUCAUCAUCUCAUGUAAAAUCACGACAAAUUCUAGCAUAAAUUAAUUGCCUGUUAAAUUUAGCAGGAACUCUAGCAUUAGAAAUUAAUACCUCGAUCCAAACUAGAUUGAUAGUUGCCUCCGAUUUAGGCCCUCUAGCAUUAUUAAAAGUUUAUUAGCUUUAUUAAAAAAAUGCAUCACUGAAACAGCAGAAACUGAUUGUAUAACUCCUCCAUCCUUAUUCUUAGUGAAAUCUUACGUUUUGAACAGCCUGAACUAUUAAAGAUUCUACUCCAAUGUAUAUUCUGAAGAUGCGCUAUUGGAAACCAUUUCAUCUCAAAUGCUAUUACUAUUACUACUACAGAGAUGCUUCAAGACGUUGACUCGCCAUUUCCAUUUUAAACACCAAGUUUCAAUCAUUUUCUCAAUUCUGCCUUUUCAGCUUGUACUUACUUUGUAAGACGUUUUGAAUUUCACAGUUUGUACCAUACUGCCUGUAAAUACAUCAUUGAAUAAAUUUUUGAUAAUUUAUCACAACGAACCAAUGCUCAAGCAAGGA
Molecule: messenger RNA, 3802 nt
Organism: Stegodyphus dumicola
Lineage: Eukaryota; Metazoa; Arthropoda; Arachnida; Araneae; Eresidae
Product: sodium channel protein para-like
Biological process (GO): sodium ion transmembrane transport; neuronal action potential; membrane depolarization during action potential
Cellular component (GO): voltage-gated sodium channel complex; plasma membrane
Molecular function (GO): calcium ion binding; voltage-gated sodium channel activity
Source: RefSeq, a predicted model, not a curated record